CACCACCUACGAGGUGGCGCUGACCCCCGAGUCCAACGUGCACUACUUCCCCCCGCAGAGAACCAGGGUCACCACCCUGCCAGAGGAGAUCAGCCCGGUUCAGGUUCUCAUCUCGGACUGUGGGCCCCGCAGCCUGCAGGUGAGCUGGGCUCCCGUCCUGGACACCGUGGCCUCCUACCAGCUGGAAUGGACAAAGAUUUGGACAAACCAAGGAGGAGUCAGGGGAGGAAGCAGCUCCUGCCCCAGGCUGUGCUGUCCCUGCCGGUGCCCAGCCCAAACCUGGCCCCAGCCAAGCUCUGCCAGCUUGAAAGGCUUGGCUGGGUGCAUGGAACAGCCAGCGUGACUAAAAAAGUGACUAAAAGAUGCCCAACGUGUCCCCAUUUCACAGAAGGCAGAGUGCUGGACCCUCACCUUGCUUGCUCCUGCUCUCUGUUUACUCAAGGUUGAUGCAGGUUUCUUUUUGCAUGAGCACAUUCAGGAUUUGGCUGUUCCAAUUCCAUCCUGGCCAAAUCCAGCCCUGAAUCCAAGCCAUUCCCUGGAGGGAAUGAGAGAGCAGGAACCCCAAAAUCCUGGCAAUGUGCUUCCCUCACAGGAGGCAGAGUGCUGGAUCCCCACUCUUGCUGGAUCCUGUUUUCUAUUUAUUCAAGGUUCAUGCAGGUUUCUUUUUGCAUGAGCUCAUUCAGUAUUUGAGUAUUUAUCUUCCAUCCUGGCCAAAUCCAUUCCUGAAUCCAACCCAUUCAGGAGAAUUCAGAGGGCAGGAACCCCAAAAUCCUGGCGUUGUGCUUCCCUCCAGAGCCCAGAAAAGCCAGACAAAACCAUGUAAAACAUUUAUUUUUGUUUCUGUGCUCCUGCCUGGAUCAUUGCUCUGGCAUUCCUUUUCACCAGAUGGGAGUGCUGCUGUCCUCGUGGAGAUUAAUUAGCCUGUUCUGUGAUUAAUUACAGGCAAUAAUUCUCCAGCUCUAUCAUUCCUCUGCACUCUGAACACACACAGCACAUCUCUGGUGUCUUGUCUUGGGCUUCCACCCAGUGCUAAGCUUGAGCUACACUUAAAAAUCAAUGUUUUUAAGGUAAAAAAGAGUAAAUCUAAUUAUUUUCCUUUGCCCCUAAGCUUGAACUUGCUGCGUCUAAGCCACUCUGGAAAGGGGAGCUAGGAAAAAAAAAAAAAAAGAAAGAAAGAUAAAUUAAUUAUAAAUACCUAGUGACCAAGCAAAUGGUUUCAAAGUUCAGAGCUAAGGGCUGUAAAGAAAUGUAGAUAUUUCUCUGCUAACCCCCAGCAUCAGUGGGAACACCCUCCCUCAGUAACUUUUGCUCUAUUUUAAAUUUAUUGCUUAUUUUCCCUCCAUGUGGAACUUGGUUUUGAAGCAGUGCUGUUUGUGGAGAGCCCCAUUCAGCCUCAAAAAUCCUUCUUAAAACAGCUUAAAUCAGCUCCUUUUGGAGCUGAGAGGAAUUUUAUCCCUGACUUUGUCUCCUGAGAGCUGAAUUUUUCAUCUCCACCUUUCUGGAGCAUUUUUUCCUUGGGCUGCCUUGUUCAGGAGAGAAGGGAGGUGAGUCAUUCAUUAACUCUAUAAAGAGAUUUUCAUGUGGUUUUUGUCCUCCUCUGGAAUGUGCAUUUGUGACUGAUUAAUCUCAGUGCUGAAAGGAUCACAAAGCCCCUGGAACUGCUCAUGCAAUAAAAUGAUUUUGUUUCUUCUCGCUGUAGGACAGAAAAUAAGUUUGCACAACUUCCUGCAUAGUUUAUUAAUGCAUUAAUUUUCAUCCCCCCCUCAGUUGUAACACAGCCUUUUGAAGACAAAUAAAUAUAAAUAUGAGAGCUACUGAA
Molecule: messenger RNA, 1819 nt
Organism: Zonotrichia albicollis (white-throated sparrow)
Lineage: Eukaryota; Metazoa; Chordata; Aves; Passeriformes; Passerellidae
Source: RefSeq, a predicted model, not a curated record